Bradysia coprophila is the source of this 2003-nucleotide messenger RNA. Its product is annotated as SET and MYND domain-containing protein DDB_G0273591-like. Lineage: Eukaryota; Metazoa; Arthropoda; Insecta; Diptera; Sciaridae. The record is from RefSeq and is a predicted model, not a curated record. Gene Ontology annotation, molecular function: protein binding.
UUAUUUUUUGUUUUGUUUGUCAAAAAUGUUGUGGCAAAAAGAAUCAGACGCUUCAAAUGCAACUUACAUCGAUCUAUGUACGCCAUCAUCGCCAAAAGAAAUCAAAGAAUUUGAAAGGGCCAUUUCAUUGUAUGAUGAAAGAAUGCAGAAUUCGGUCGAAAAAAAUUUCGUUGCAUCCAAAGAUAACGAUUUAUCGUUGAAAUUGCGACGGGAAGGUAACGCAUUGUUCACCAAUAAGAAAUGGGAUCAGGCAAUGGACAAAUACAAUCGGAGUCUGUGUUAUGCUGAAAAGGGUUCUGAACAAAUUGCACUGGCCUAUGCAAACCGAUCGAGUUGUUAUCUUUACAUGAAAAUGUACGAUAAAUGUCUAGUCGACAUAGAUCUGGCGAGGAAGGCCAACUAUCCGGAAUAUUUGGAACCGAAACUGAACAAACGUGCAGCGGAUUGUGUGAAAUCAAUCGACGAUGGUCUUCAAGCUAUUGAUGGAGAAGCGAAAUUGAGCUACGAAUCACAUCAAAAUUAUCCAGGACUGGUGGAACAUUUGGUUAUUGUCAACAGUUCUAAGCAUGGUCGUGGUGUCUUCGCAACCAAAGACGUUGAUGUUGGUGAAACAGUACUACUCGAGCGAAUGUAUGUUGGCGAAUCGUUCGUACGGAAAUAUGAAACAUGUACCGUUUGCUUGAAAUCGAAUACAAAUUUGGCACCGUGCUCAACAUGCACAUUUGCAAUGCUUUGCUAUGAUGGAUGUAAUUGUGCUGACCUACAUCGACUUGAGUGUGGCAUCCGCUCACAUCCGAAUAAUGGAGAUGAUUUUGUACUCGGCAUCCUAAUAUCAGUAAUCCGGUCAAUUUUGAUGGCAAUGAAAUUGUUCUCGAAUACUGACGAUUUGAUGUGUUUUGUGGAGGAAGCUAUAGCCGCCGAUCCAAUGGAAAUACCGUUGACAGUCGAUGACAAAUCCACGUACCGGUCCUUCCUCAAAAUUCAUAAAGAAGAACUGACCGAUGCUCGGCCGCAUCACAUUCAUUUUUUCUACAGAUACUUGGCUGGCAACACCGAAUUGGCUUCCCACUUCUCUGAAGAAAAGCAUCGGCGCUUUUAUAUGCAUUUGAUAAUGCAUCACUUAGCUGUGGUCAAAUCGAACAAGAUCACCAGCGAACGUUUGGUUGGAAACGUGCUCCCGGCGGGCCUGAACGCUCUUGACUACGUCUACGAAGACGAAUCAAUCGGAAUUUUGAAGACAUAUUUCAAUCAUUCCUGUGCUCCGAACAUUGCAUUCUACUGUGACAAUGGUUGCAUCAUCGGCAAAAUUAUUCGACCGGUCAAAAAUGGUGAACAAUUGUUCUGUUCGUAUUUUCCAAAUUUGUUGGGUCUAACGUGGGACGAUCGACGAGGCAUGAACGAUUUUGGUUUCGAAUGUGAUUGCUUUCGGUGCGAAUCUGGUGUGACCGACAACACCGAUUUUCAUAUCGAUCCGGCGUUCGGUUUCAACGGCGAUUACUUGUAUCUUCGAGCGAAUUUCAGUCCGAAUCGUAGCUAUCCGGAAGAGCCGAUCCGAAAAGCGGUUGAAGAGAAAUGUGUGACGCUUUUGAAGAAAUUCGGACGAAACAAGUGGACAUAUUCAUUGGAGUACGUAAUGCAAGCGUAUGUUGCGGCUCUGCAACGAUCCAGUACGUCACCAAUUUCAAAGUAUCUCUACUUGGAGAACAUUGUGCACAAGCACGGUCUGAAUCACAACGUUGACCUGUUUGAGCAAGAUUUUCGGCAGAAACUUACAUCGUUAUUCAGCUGCUUGUUUUGAGACAAAACAUUUUUCGUAAAUUCAUUGAAUGAAUGCUCAAAGUCGAUAGUUUUUUGUGUCAUAAAUGUCCAAUGCGUGGUCUUAGAAGUCUCUCGUUUUGUUCAAUUUAAAUACCUCAAAUGUCUUUUUUAUGAAUUUUGGAUUACAAACAUACUGUUAUUGGAUGUUUCUCUCUCUCUCUCUCAAGAAAAUAAACUUUUUUGAA